AUGUUUGCAGAUGAUCCAGAGUAUAAAAUAUGGAUUUCACUGGAAGUAAAAGAAGAACCUACAGGAUUUUCUGAAGGCUCAGAAUCCGAUGAAUUAUCUGACGAUGAAUCUGAAAAGUACAGUUCAGAGAUAUCGGACGACGAUAAUGAGGCACUUUUGACUGCAGAAUGGAACAACAGUUGUGAGGACGAAAAUAAAAACGUAUGUAGUUUCCAAGAACAGACUGGUAUAAGGGAGCAUCUAAUCAGAAAGGAUCCAACUGACUUUUUCGAAAUGCUUUUUACUGAGGAAUUGUUACUCCAAAUAGUUUGGAAUGUUAAUCAAUAUGGCACCAAGUUGCGACAGUCACGUGGUAACAAAAGUAGAGCCGCGAGAUGGAGCAACAUAACCUUAAACGACAUAAAAGUCUUCCUAGGACUCCUAUUCCACAUGGGCACAUACAUAUCAAACGAUAUGAGUAAUUAUUGGAAAUCUGACGAAAUACAUGGAAUCCCUAUUUUUAAAAACAGCAUGGGUAGGGACAAGUUCCUUUUAAUAAUGCAAUAUUUGAAUUUCGAGAAUAUAGAUAACGCGCAAGGUCAUCAAAUGCCACAAGGAUCAUUUAUUGUUGAUUAUUUCAAUAAAAUUAUGGAGAAAACAUUUAAACCUGACAAAAUUCUGUGCAUUGAUGAAUCCUUGGUCUUUCUCAAAGAUCAAUAUCUAAGAGGAAAAGAAAGCAAGGACGGAGUUAAAUUACAUUUACUGGCGGACCAAUAUGGACUAGUCCAAAAAGUGUUAGUACUUCAAGAGGACAAAAAUAAAAAAACAAAAACUAAAGUCCGCGUUAAUGAAAUCAUUCAUAUGUUAUUAGAGGAACGAUUAGGCGUUGGCCAUUCCGUUUAUAUGAAUAAAUAUUAUAAUUCGAUUGGCCUGUCGAAACAUUUGAUGAGUCGAAAUACACAUACCACUGGCAUUUUAAUGCCUGACGGAAAAGGGAUUCCUUCGGAUAUAACUCAAAAACAAUUGAAAAAAGGAGAAAAGAUUACAAAAUAUAGCCCCGAUGGAAUAUCUUUAACUAAAUGGAUGGACCGAGCCGAAAUUCUGGUAAUAUCUACAGAGCACUCUGGAGAAUGGGAAGAACGCACAACAAAGAGUCAAAAUGUAUGCAGAAUACCAACAUCAAUAUCAAAAUACAACCAUUAUAGGGGAGCCGUAGAGCGACACAAACAAAUGAUGUCAUAUUAUAACUGUCAGCAUAAAACAACGAAUUGGUAUAAGAAACUGGGAAUCCACAUUUUGCAAAUGCUAUUGGUUAAUUCACAUAAUCUGUAUAACAGGUAUGGGGAAAAGUCAAUUCCCUUAGCAGAAUAUAGGACAGUUAUAAUAAGACAUCUUUUAAGAAAAGAUGAGGUAUCUGAUACAUCGGAAAGAAAUUUUACAGAAAUGCAUACAUUGAUAAAGAUCGUUACAACUCCACUUCAGAAAAGAGGUAGGAAACGUUGCGUGAUUUGUUAUAAAAAUAAUAAAAGAACAACUGUACAAACAACCUGCAGCAAAUGUCCCAAACAACCGGGGCUUUGCAUGGGAAAGUGUUUCGAGGAAUAUCAUCUUAAUCUAAAAGAGUAAGAAACAGAGACAGAAUAG
Molecule: messenger RNA, 1623 nt
Organism: Cydia strobilella
Lineage: Eukaryota; Metazoa; Arthropoda; Insecta; Lepidoptera; Tortricidae
Product: piggyBac transposable element-derived protein 4-like
Exons: 1
Coding region: 1-1605 (534 amino acids)
Source: RefSeq, a predicted model, not a curated record